GACUCCCGCGGGGGGAAGGAGGGCGGAAGCCUCCGCUCCGCCGGGCUGCCCCUCGCUCCUCCCGCUCUUUGGCAGUUGGGCGGGCCUGCGGCGGGCCGAUGGGUGCCCUCGCCGGGAGCCCGAGAGCGCGCCCGGAUGGUGGCCGCUUCCCUCCCGGCCGGCUGGAGACGCCCUGGCUUCCCGAGCGCUGUGAGGACGCGAGCGGCCGAGGCCUCGGGAGCCGACGGCGGAGGGGACGCUGCGGGUCCGGGCGCGGGCGUCAGAAAGCCCAAAACGAAAAGAGCAAAGAGAUUCCUUGAGAAGAGAGAACCGAAACUCAGUGAAAAUAUUAAAAAUGCAAUGUUGAUUAAAGGGGGAAAUGCGAAUUCAAUGGUGACACAAGUACUUAGAGAUGUGUAUGCACUGAAAAAACCUUAUGGUGUUCUGUAUAAAAAGAAAAACAUUACAAGACCAUUUGAGGAUCAGACAUCAUUGGAAUUCUUUUCAAAGAAGUCAGAUUGUUCUUUAUUUAUGUUUGGCUCCCAUAAUAAGAAGCGGCCAAAUAAUCUAGUAAUAGGUCGUAUGUAUGAUUACCAUGUGCUGGAUAUGAUUGAAUUAGGUAUCGAGAAGUUUGUCUCUCUAAAAGAUGUUAAGAAUAGUAAAUGUCCCGAGGGAACAAAACCCAUGUUAAUAUUUGCUGGUGAUGAUUUUGAUGUAACAGAAGACUAUAGAAGGCUGAAAAAUCUUCUUAUUGAUUUCUUCAGAGGCCCCACAGUAUCAAAUAUCCGUCUGGCUGGUUUAGAGUAUGUUCUGCACUUCACUGCACUGAAUGGGAAAAUUUACUUCCGAAGCUAUAAGUUGCUGCUGAAGAAAUCCGGUUGUAGAACACCAAGGAUUGAAUUGGAAGAGAUGGGGCCCUCGUUGGAUCUGGUUCUGAGGAGGACACGUCUGGCUUCAGAUGAUCUUUAUAAAUUAUCUAUGAAAAUGCCAAAAGCCCUCAAGCCAAAGAAGAAGAAAAAUGUCUCCCAUGAUACUUUUGGUACAACUUAUGGAAGGAUUCAUAUGCAGAAGCAAGACCUAAGCAAACUACAAACCAGGAAAAUGAAGGGGUUGAAGAAGCGACCUGCAGAAAGGAUAACAGAAGACCAGGAGAAAAAAUCAAAGAGAAUUAAAAAAAAUUGAUAGA
Canis lupus familiaris (dog) is the source of this 1165-nucleotide messenger RNA. It is a transcript of the gene RPF2, whose product is annotated as ribosome production factor 2 homolog. Gene Ontology annotation, cellular component: nucleolus. The transcript is spliced from 10 exons. The record is from RefSeq and is a predicted model, not a curated record. NCBI's taxonomy places the organism in Eukaryota, Metazoa, Chordata, Mammalia, Carnivora, Canidae. Gene Ontology annotation, biological process: ribosomal large subunit assembly; maturation of LSU-rRNA from tricistronic rRNA transcript (SSU-rRNA, 5.8S rRNA, LSU-rRNA). Bases 136 to 1161 code for a protein of 341 amino acids. Gene Ontology annotation, molecular function: rRNA binding.